AUGGGUUACGCCUUCGAUAAAUGCAAGGAGAGGCCUGCGCACAUUGACGAGAUCCUGAACGGCCUCAACCGCUAUAACCCUGAGACGACGACCACUUUCCAGGAAUACGUCAACCAGCAGUGCGAGGAAAAGUUCUUUGACGCAUACGCAAGUCUCGCUCUGCUCAAAUUGUACCAAUUCAAUCCUCAACUCCUACACCCCGAGACUGCGACAAACAUCCUUGUCAAAGCGCUGACCGUCUUCCCCUCACCAUCUUUCUCCCUCUGCCUUGCGCUUCUCCCUCCCUCGACUAUUCCCUACAGCCCUGGCAACACCUCGAUCCCAACCACGGAUCUCACUGAAUCAAUACAAAAGCUCACCCGACUAAACACCCUGCUCGAGUCCGCUCAGUACGAGGCAUUUUGGUCUACGCUAGAGUCAGACGACCUUUACUCAGACCUCUACGCCGACGUCGUUGGAUUCGAAGACUUGGUGAGAAUACGUAUCGCGGGAGAGGUGGGAAAGACCUUUCGACAAAUCGACCUCAGUGUAUUGAGCGGAUGGCUGGAUUUGAGAGGGGAUGCGUUGACAAAGUUUGCCCAAACAGCCUGCGGCUGGAGGGUCAAUGGACAACAGGUAGACAUUCCAGCGAACGCAGAAAACGAAGCCAAGAGUGAGACAAAAGGUGAAAGGGUUGGAGUGGAUAUGUUUGGUCGAGUGUUUAGGAGAGGCUAUGAGGCGCCCGCUUGA
Fonsecaea pedrosoi CBS 271.37 is the source of this 729-nucleotide messenger RNA. RefSeq names its product eukaryotic translation initiation factor 3 subunit K. Gene Ontology annotation, biological process: regulation of translational initiation. Lineage: Eukaryota; Fungi; Ascomycota; Eurotiomycetes; Chaetothyriales; Herpotrichiellaceae. The transcript has 2 exons. Gene Ontology annotation, cellular component: eukaryotic translation initiation factor 3 complex; cytoplasm. Bases 1 to 729 code for a protein of 242 amino acids. Gene Ontology annotation, molecular function: translation initiation factor activity; ribosome binding. The record is from RefSeq and is a predicted model, not a curated record.